AUGCGAUUCGACUUCUUAGUGCUGGCCGCUACGGCCAGUGCAUCAACACUCGCCCCUAACGUGUUACCCCUGAUCGUCCGCAAUCCAUACCUGAGCACCUGGCUGUCCAACGCUCGCGACGCACCCUGGGAGAACUGGCCCAUGUUUUACACCGGCGCUCAUGUGAGGAAACCCGUUACAUGGAACGCUCCGCUCCCCGCCCAUACUAAUCCGAGAGAACAGGUCGGAUUCUCAGUCAUGGCCUCCGUCCCUGAGAUGGGCAAGGUCUAUCCCCUCCUAGGACGCCCCCACGACUCCCUGCGGCACGACCUCCACCGCAAGUACGAGGUAGCAUAUCCCGAGUACCUAGGCGCCACGUUCGACGCCUCGACUACGAACCUGACGUACCAGGUCUCGGGGAAAUCGCCGACGGAGGCCACGCGCCUGACACUAUCUUUCUUGUCGCCGAUCACGCCGUCGUCUACAUUCAGGCAGUCGAUCCCUGCUGCAUACCUGACUGUUAUUGCGGAGGGUUGCCUCGAUGUGAAUAUCUACACGGACGCCAACGGAGAGUGGGUUACGGGGAACAGGGGCAAUGAAGUGAAGUGGAAGCUGCACAAGCAUGGGCGCUCCAAGCACAGCGGCUCUAGUACGGCUCUCAAGACGUGGAAGGUUUCCCGGGUUCACGAGGAGCUCUUUACCGAGUAUGGGGACCGAGCCGAAUGGGGGACGCUGCACUUCACGGGCCCGGCCGAUACAUACCACCAGGCUGGGACGUCUGCACUUCUGCGCCAGCACUUCGCCGAGAAGGGGGUUUUGAAGAACGAGGUGGACAGGAAAUUCCGCAGGGUGAUGGAUGAGGAGCCGGCGUUUGCCUUCGCUAAAGCCUUCAAGCUUGCUGGGAAGCAUAAAGCAAGCUGCCACACCAAGACGGAAAGCGUUACGUUCACCUUUGCGCUGGUGCAAGACCCGGUGGUCCAGUUUGCCAGGGCGAAGGGAAUUGCGCACAUGAAACCGCUCUGGCAGUCCCAUAUCCCCGAUGCAGACGAGCUGAUCUCGUACCACUACGACGAUUUUCAGACCGCGGCAUCGCUGGCACAAAACUACUCGGACUCGCUCGCGCACGACGCCUACCGCUCCGGCUCGCAGGACUACCAAGACAUUGCCGCGCUCUCGGCCCGCCAGGUCUUGGGCGCCACGCAGUUCUCCGGAACACCGGAGAACACGAUUCUCUUCCUGAAGGAAAUUUCCUCCAACGGGAACUUCCAAACCGUCGACGUCAUCUUCCCGGCCUUCCCCUUCUUCCUAUACACCAACCCACAAUGGCUGGCGUACCUGCUCGAGCCCCUCCUCGAGCACCAGCUUAGCGGCCAGUACCCGAACGACUACAGCAUGCACGACUUGGGGUCGCACUUCCCCAACGCGACGGGCCACUCGGACGGGAACGACGAGUAUAUGCCGGUCGAAGAGUGCGGCAACAUGCUCAUCAUGGGCCUCGCGCUCGCCAACGCCCUGCGCUACGACACCGACCCGGCCUUUGUCAACGCGCCCGCGGGCGACCGCGCGGAAGCCAUCCCCAACCUUUCCGGUGACUGGCGAGCCCACGUGGACGAGUACGGCAUCGACCUCCCCAGGCCCACCGACCCCGAAACGGGCAGCAGCAGCAGCAGCAGGACAGGCCGCAAGGCGGCCGAGAAGUGGCUGUCCCGCUCAUACAAGCUCUGGGACCAGUGGACGGGCUACCUGGUGCGCGAGUCGCUGAUCCCGCACAACCAGCUGUGCACCGACGACUUCGCCGGCUGGCUGGCCAACCAGACCAACCUCGCCCUCAAGGGCAUCGUCGGCAUCAAGGCCAUGAGCGAGAUCGCAGACCUGGUCGGCAGGGACGACGACGCGAAGCGGUACCGCGAGAUCGCCGCCGAGUAUAUCGACAAGUGGCAGGAGUACGGCAUCUCGCGCGACGGGACGCACGCCAAGUUGGCGUAUACGUGGUAUGGCUCGUGGACGACCAUCUACAACCUGUACGCCGACUCGCUGCUGUGCUUCCACGUCAGGGGGGACGAGGGCGAUGGCGAGUCCGCGCUGCGCAGCGGCCUUCCAAGGGGCGGCCAGAAGCCGAUCGGAGGGGGCGGCGGCGGCGGCGAAAGCGACGUGUUUGUCCCGGACGAGGUCUAUCAGAUGCAGAGCGAUUGGUACUAUGCCGUGCUGCAGAAGUAUGGCUUGCCCUUGGACUCGAGACACUUGUAUACCAAGAGUGAUUGGGAGUUCUUUGCCGCGGCUGUUACGGGCAGGAAGGCGAGGACGGAGAUCUUGACGGCCGUGGCGCGGUGGGUGAAUGAGACUGUUGUUGAUCGCCCGUUUACGGACCUGUACGAGACCGAGGGCGAUGGCAAUUUCCCCAAUAACAUCAGGUUCAUGGCGCGGCCGGUCGUCGGCGGGCAUUUUGCAUCUUUGGCGCUGGAGAGGGCGUGUGGAGGCAAGGCCGUUGAGGCGUUGCGGUUCCUGGACGAGAAACCGCCCGCCGCAAUUGAUGUGGAAAGGGUGCUGCAGGUGGAACGGCAUGUUGGAGCGGCGUCGGACAACAAGUGGGACGAUCUCUAG
Molecule: messenger RNA, 2580 nt
Organism: Chaetomium globosum CBS 148.51
Lineage: Eukaryota; Fungi; Ascomycota; Sordariomycetes; Sordariales; Chaetomiaceae
Exons: 2
Coding region: 1-2580 (859 amino acids)
Source: RefSeq, a predicted model, not a curated record